UCACUGCGCGUGCGCGCRCGUCGUUCACACAACGGUUUCUGUCGCCCGACCGACGUCCCGUCCCCGUGUGCCCGUCAGUCGGCCAUGGUUUCUUGACGUGCGAGUAGGCUGCCGCGCUACCACAGCCACAGCACACCACCGCUGCACACUGUGCGCUCACACACACACACACACACGGUUCCUCUGUUGUGUAUUGUUGUAGUGUACCACCACCGCGUACGUUCUUCGACGCUGCCGCCAAUAGUUGUUAAAUAUUUUAAUUUUUGAAAAAUAUCUCAAACCGUUUCGGUUCCGCGAACGCGACGCAUCACGGGAAUUCAUUUCGUUUUUCACCGGCACGAGCGGUGACGGCAACGGAUUUAACAACUUACGGUGCAUCGUUCGCAAUCCUUGUACGGGACACAUCGUUGUUACGCCACAAGGGUGUGCUACUGUUUUUUAUCCCCCCGGAGAGCACACAAUCGUACCCGUGUAUACGGCUCGUUUGAAAUGUCUACGUGCCAGACGACGCCAUCUUACUGUCGCCAUUGAAACGCGUCGGUGUCUGUAUCGCGCGUUUGUGUUUCCUGUCCACCCGACGCCACCGGUCGCACCGACGUCUCGGCUGUCCGGCUUCUGUUGCUGUUCUGCCUGCACCUCUUUAACACCGCCGCUGUCGUGUCACUUCAAGAUCCGAUUUUAGUGGUCGUAUACGCGUAACGUCUCCAAUCGCCGCCAUGUCUAAGACUGAAAGCGAAUGUUCGGCCGUCGACCGAGCCGAUGAAGCAGGCCGGCAAAAUGCCAGUUCCCCGCCUUUGGCCAUGGGGCCAGUGCAAAACACCGAUGACGACGGCAUUUCGUUUUGCGAGUAUCACGAUCUUCCGCCUCCUCCUGAUGGCGGAUACGGUUGGGUCAUCGUGUUCGCCAGCUUCAUGUGCAACAUGGUUGUYGACGGAAUCGCUUACACCUUUGGAGUGUUCCUCGGCGAAUUCGUCAAGUAUUUUGGAGAAGGCAAGGGCAAGACUGCUUGGGUUGGCAGUCUCCUGUCCGGAAUGUACCUCAGCGCAGGUCCUAUAGUCAGUGCUUUAACAAACAAAUAUGGAUGUCGUGUAGUGUGCAUAGCAGGCAGUAUCAUCGCGUCUAUUGCCUUUGCGCUCAGCACACUAUCACCAAACGUCAAUGUCUUGAUGCUCACUUAUGGUUUUAUGGGUGGUAUUGGAUUUGGCCUAAUCUAUUUACCAGCUGUAGUAUGUGUUGGCUACUACUUUGAAACAAAACGAUCCUUAGCCACCGGUAUUGCUGUWUGUGGUUCUGGUUUUGGUACCUUUGCUUUUGCGCCCCUUGCCACAAUGCUUCUCAGAAACUUUGAUUGGAAAGUCUCAAAUUUGAUACUUGCUGGGAUGAUUCUAUCAUGUGCCUUAUUUGGUGCUUUAAUGAAACCUCUAGAAUAUCCAAAUGAAGGCUGUAAACCAUUACUCCAAAGAAUGGCAGAUGAAAAGCGCAUGCAAAUGGAACGUGGAUCUAUAGGCGGAUCUUAUUUCAUUGUACAACUUAAAGAUGGGUCAUUAGAAAAAAGACAAAAGUUACCACUAAACAUUGAUCCUGGCGUUCAUUCAAGUUUUAACUUGGAUGAAUUGGUAGGUGGCACCGGAUCUCCUAUGACGCCAAUACCAACCAUGGCAGUUUUACCUACAAUUAAAGAAGUGAAAGCUCCAGAGCAAAGUGGAUCUAGCAAUAGUUCUAGCAAUGCUGGAAGUGGAGAAUUUAAAUCUGAUAAAAAAGACAAUAAAAUAGAAAACUCAAAACCAGAAGUACUUGAACAAAAUGGCGAAACAAAUGGAAAUGGAGAGUUAGCUGAAAUGAAGGCGGCCAUUCCAAGAAAUGCUUCUCAACCUGCAUUUACUACUCAUGUUCAAGGCUUACCAAAAAAUGGUUCAGUACCAUUUUUCGAUCGUAUUCGAAAAACAAGUGCCAGCGAACGUUAUCGACCUACUUUGGGACCAAUUAAAGUAUCUCGACCUAAUCUCAGUUCAAAUGGAGAUAUUCGUAAAUCUAUACAUUUAAGAUUAUCGAAUGUAUCAAUACUUGGUAGUAAAAAUAAUAACGCUGAAGAUAUGUGGUCAAAUGUGGAUACCGACAGCAUUGGAUAUACUUCAUCUAAAACAAGCAUAAGAGGAAAAGAAACUGUGCGUCCAAUGUCUAGAAAAGAUAUCUUUUACUCGGGUAGUGUUUUGAAUUUGCCCGAAUACCGAUCACAAAAAUCACUCGCUAGCUAUCGCCAAAGUAUUUUGUCAUUACCAAAAUCCAUGAUGAAAGAUAACGAUAACGAUAAAGAUGAUGAUGAAGAAAUAGAUGAAGGUUGUUGUCCAUUUUUACCAGAAUCUAUUAACUCUGUAUUGUCUUCCAUGAUGGACACAAGUUUACUUAAAGAUCCUGUAUUUAUGAUAAUUGGCAUCAGCAAUGUAUUUGGUAUGGCUGGACUUUAUGUACCUUUUGURUAUUUAGUAGAUGCUGCCAAAGAAUCUAGUUCAAAUAUCGACUCAAAUCAAGCAUCAUUUCUGCUGUCUAUUAUUGGUAUAACCAAUACCAUUGGACGUGUGGUUUGUGGUUUUGUUGCUGAUUUCCCUUGGGUUGAUUCGCUGUUCCUCAAUAAUGUAUGUUUAUUAAUCAGUACUGCUGCUGUUGCCGCAACACCCUUCUGUGUCACCUAUACGCAUUAUGUUAUAAUGGCAGUCUUCUUUGGAAUUGCAGUCUCUGGCUACAUAUCAUUAACAUCCAUUAUUCUUGUGGAUCUAUUGGGCCUGGACAAACUCACCAAUGCCUUUGGUCUUUUGAUAUUAUUCCGUGGAGCAGCCGCAAUUAUUGGAUCGCCAUUAGCUGGUGCAGUUUAUGACUACACAAAAUCAUAUGACUGGCCAUUCUUUAUGGCUGCUGUAUUCUUCCUGUUGUCUGCAAUAACUAGUUUUAUGGCAGCUCCGUUAAAACGUUAUUUGGACCAGAGACAGAUGGCCCUACCUCAAGAUGAUGAUGAUGCGCUAACUCCAAUUGAUGAGGAUGAUGAAGAAGAUGAUGAAGAGGAAGACAACACGCACCAUCAUCAUCACCAGGUCCCUACUAUCAUUGAAACGGCUCCUACGCCAAAUAAACCACCAUUACAAGAAAUUAAACAGAUAGAGUCAGUGGUUUAA
Diuraphis noxia (Russian wheat aphid) is the source of this 3167-nucleotide messenger RNA. Its product is annotated as monocarboxylate transporter 9. Gene Ontology annotation, molecular function: monocarboxylic acid transmembrane transporter activity. NCBI's taxonomy places the organism in Eukaryota, Metazoa, Arthropoda, Insecta, Hemiptera, Aphididae. Gene Ontology annotation, biological process: transmembrane transport; monocarboxylic acid transport. The record is from RefSeq and is a predicted model, not a curated record.